Aspergillus alliaceus is the source of this 354-nucleotide messenger RNA. RefSeq lists its product as uncharacterized. Bases 1 to 354 code for a protein of 117 amino acids. The record is from RefSeq and is a predicted model, not a curated record. Lineage: Eukaryota; Fungi; Ascomycota; Eurotiomycetes; Eurotiales; Aspergillaceae. Gene Ontology annotation, molecular function: catalytic activity. The transcript has a single exon. Gene Ontology annotation, biological process: nucleoside metabolic process.
AUGCAAGAAUGGGCUUCAGACACAACGACUAUAGUAGCAUGGAUCUAUGCCCUGCCGCUGGAAAUGACAGCAGCAAAGGUCAUGCUGGAUGAGGUUCAUCCUUCACUACCCCAGCCAGAAACCGACCAUAACGUCUACACACUUGGGAAUGUUACCGGCCCCGAUGUGGUGGUCUGUCGAUCGACAACUUCUCUAUGGAGGACGUUGGCAACUAUUCCAGCCACCAUCACGGAGGUCGACCAGAUCAAGGCCUAUCAGGUGUCCAGCCUAGAUUAUGAGCUUGGUUAUCUUGGUGCCGAAGUGUACCGUAGUGGACAAACCUCUUCUAGUCUGUUGCGGUUAUUAGCCAGUUGA